GGGGGGGGGGGGGCGAGCUCGCUUCUGACAGCCGUGAAACACUCGGGGUGUGACAGCCGUGCAGGGUGCACGCUCCCUGUCUCUCUCUCUCCCUGUGUCUCUCUGCCUCUAUCCCUGUCUCUCUCUCCCUGUCUCUCUCCCUGUCUCUCUCUCCCUGUGUCUCUCUCUCUCCCUGUCUUUCUCGUGCCCGACAGGGCUCCGUUGGCAUCCCUCUGCCUCGCCCGCCCCCCCCAGCAAGGUGAACAAAUUCACGACUCGUGCCAUCACCGCGCCGCCAGUAGGGCCCGGAAAACGGCACUUCUCUCGAUCUUGGCGAAGGAACGCCCUUCGUGCCACGACGUCAGAGGCGCGAGAGCCAUGAGGAAGCUGCUGUUUUUGAGGAGGCGUGGGGCUGUCGCCUCCGGCGACAACAACGGCAACCACCACCACCACCAGCAGCAACACACGGACGCGGCGCUGUCCACCGCCAAACCUCCGCGGGUGUCCGUCAAGGAAGCCAGAGCGUGGAGCGAGUCCCUGGACCGACUGCUCAGCCAUAAAUAUGGGCGGGUGGCAUUCCUCGCUUUCCUGCGUACGGAGUUCAGCGAGGAGAACCUGGAGUUCUGGCUGGCGUGCGAGGAGUUCAAGCGCAUGAAGGCCGAGUCCAAGCGCCUGGCGCAGGCACGCAAGAUCUACUCGCAGUUCAUUGCCAACCACGCUCCCAAGGAGGUCAACCUCGACUGCCUGACGAGGGACGCCACGGAAGCCGGGCUCCCGGGGGCGGCUCCGGGGGCGUUCGAGCCGGCGCAGAAGCGGAUCUACGGCCUCAUGGAGCGCGACUCGUACCCCCGCUUCCUGCUCUCGCCGCUCUACGCCCGGCUGUCGGGCCGGGCCGGCCGCCGCGACGACGACGAUGCCGCCUGAGCGUGGGCGUUGCAGGACCUGGGGAGCAUCGUCAUUGUUCCGAACUGUCGUUCUGGGCGGGAACGGCACCCAGCCGCGAUGCAUCACGGCUGGGGCCGUCGCGUUCAAGCCGAGGGAGGGAGCCGCGAUUGAACUUUUCAGAGGUUUAUUUUUUUACACGACUCUUUUUCGUUUUUCCCCGCUCCUCGGUCUUGGGCGAGCGAACUCGCCUCCCGGAACGUGCUCGCGGCACGGUGGUGACGCUGACGAAACGCCACAACGUCAAAGAUCCCCCGUGUAGCCUGCAACAGACUGUCGGCGCAAGUAGUGAGCAGCAGCAGCAGCGCCUGUGAU
This is a messenger RNA of Petromyzon marinus (sea lamprey), 1236 nucleotides long. Its product is annotated as regulator of G-protein signaling 8-like. The record is from RefSeq and is a predicted model, not a curated record. Lineage: Eukaryota; Metazoa; Chordata; Hyperoartia; Petromyzontiformes; Petromyzontidae.